Wasmannia auropunctata (little fire ant) is the source of this 2768-nucleotide messenger RNA. RefSeq names its product kanadaptin. Lineage: Eukaryota; Metazoa; Arthropoda; Insecta; Hymenoptera; Formicidae. The transcript is spliced from 6 exons. The coding region runs from base 445 to 2667 and encodes 740 amino acids. Gene Ontology annotation, molecular function: mRNA binding; protein binding. The record is from RefSeq and is a predicted model, not a curated record.
GGUUGAACAGCGGUUGAUAGGUUAUGUGAAGCUCAUAAGAGUCAUGAGCUCUGUUUAUAUAGUUCGACAAAACUGAAAACAUAACGAAGAUUUUUAAGAAGAAAAGACUGGAAGAAAGUAUAAGUCGUUUUUAAUUUGAUUAAGAAAGUGGGUUAUUCGAUCAUUGGUAUUCUUCUCGUAGUUGCGAGUAGAAUGUCUAAAGAGGCAUCCUGCAUCAUCACCAGCCACCUCUACGCUGUAUAACCGCCAAAACCCGUUCCGGACAGGCUGAUAACGCGUGUUUUAUUCGAGGCAAAAAAAAAACCAAUGUUAUUAUAAUAUCCAAACACCGGAAGAGUCACGAAAAUCCUGAUAGCGAUAAACCAAUAAUUUAUAAUAAUAUAGAUAAGAACUUUUAUGACACUUGACUGCUUCUCUGCAUAAAACUUGAUAACUCUGCAAAACAUGGAAGCGAACGAACGAGAGGAUGAUUCUUUAACUUCCCUUCCCGAGGAUGCUGCUAGCGGUAACGUUGACGCAAGUAACGGUGAAGCGAUCCCCGAGUCAUCAGCGUGCGACGAGCAGAGCGCGGAAACGGAGGACGCAGUCUCCGAGUCUUCCCGGAGUGGCACCUGCAAGGAACCGGGAUUCAAGAGGCCGCUCCUCCUGAUCGGCCCUAAGCGGGGUAAGAUUGGAAAAAUUCGUACUGCGAGCGACGAUCCGGCAAUCCCGUCGUCCGAGGGACCCGUGAGCAAGGAAGCCGUCGAGCCUAUCGCCAAUCUGCAGAUUGACGCCGAGGAUAAGUGUCACAAGUCGAUAUCGGAAGGUCUCGCAGAGAAGGAUCUCUCGUUCGACGCGAGAAACGCUCCCGUGCCGUAUUUGGAGCCGAAGUGGGGCGGGAAACCAACCGGCGAGUACAAAUUGGAGGUACUGAAGUCGGGGAUGAUUAUAGAUAAAAUCGAUCUCGCCGAGAAGAGCUUUUACGUGGUGGGGAGAUUGCCCUCCUGCAGUUUAUCCCUCGCCCAUCCGACCAUCUCGAGGCACCACGCGGUUAUCCAGUACAGGGCAACGGGGGACGAGAUGAGCCCCGUUGGUUUUUAUUUGUACGAUCUGGAGAGCACGCACGGCACAUUCUGGAACGGGCAUCGUAUAAAACCGAGAACCUACGUUCGCUUGCACGGCGGUCAUAUGAUAAGAUUCGGCUGUAGUCAGAGAAAGUACAUUAUGCAAGCUCCGUUGGACGAUCAGGAAGAGGAAUCCGAGCUGUCGGUCACUCAACUCAAGGAAAAACGAUUGGAAGAAUUGCGGGAGCGAGAAAUGAGACAGCAAGAGGAAGAAGAAGCGGAGGAGCGAGCGAAGCAGGAAGCAGAGAACGAGGGUAUCGAUUGGGGAAUGGGAGAAGAUGCCGACGAGGAAACGGAUUUGACAGAGAAUCCUUACGCUUCUGUGGCAGAUGAAGAGUUGUAUUUAGACGACCCCAAGAAAACCCUGAGAGGCUGGUUCGAAAGAGAGGGAUAUGAUUUGCAGUAUCAAGUCGAAGAGAAAGGGAUAGGCCAAUUUUUAUGUUGGAUAAGUUUACCUAAAGAAUGCUUCGGCGGUCGUGCCAUGAAAGCGGAAGCCCUUGUCAAAGGAAAGAAGAAAGAAUCCGUUGUUCAAUGCGCUUUGGAAGCCUGCAGAAUCUUGGACAGACACGGAUUAUUGAGACAAGCUAAUCACGAGAGCCGAAAAAGGAAAGCAAGAAAUUGGGAGGAGGAAGAUUAUUACGAUUCGGACGAAGAUAACUUUUUGGAUAGAACGGGAACAGUAGAGAAGAAACGUGAACAGAGGAUGAAAUUAGCUGGAAAAAUUGAAGAAAAAAUUGAGACGUAUAGCUCAUUGACUGAGAAGCAUAGCGAGGUUACGGACAAAAUUUCACAUUUGAGCAAUCGCUUAAAAGAAGCACAAGAGAAUAAUGCAAAGGCGGAGUCCAAUGAGGAUUCGUUGGAUGCCUUCAUGUCUAGUUUAAACGCAUCUUCUUUAAGUAAAAGCGACAUAACGAAAAUGAAAGUGGAGUUGCAGAGCCUACGUAGGGAGGAAAUGAAUCUCGUCAAAUUAAUAAAUCUUACAAAACCGGCUAAUUUGCCGCCCCUUGUCAGUCAAGUGCAAGCAGAAGACAAGAUGGACGAUAUGCAGCAAAAAUCAAAACCUAUGAAAAAGGUUUCUCAGCUUGAAAGAAGACGAAAGCUUUUUGAGGCAAAUAACAAAGACGACUCUGAGAGAAACUCAUCUUCAUAUAGUAAUAAUACUAUGGAAGAGGAAGAAGAUGAUGACGAUGAAGGUGAUGAUGAUGAACAAAAAGAUGAAAAUAAAGAUGAUGUAAAAACAAAAGGAAAAGAGGGAUUUGGACUUAUGUAUGUACAUAAGUCCGAAUGCAAAAUAUCUACACCAUGUGAGGAUGAGACGGAGUCAAACGACAGGAUGAAAACCGAUGACAAACCGUGUACAAUUAGAAGCGUCAAUCAGGAAACGAGGAAACAAGACGUUGCAGGCGGCAAAAAACGAAAAAAGGAAAGUAAAUCCGAGAAAUCGAAAAAUAUAAAGAAACAGUACGAUGAAGAUGUUCACUCGGCAGAUUAUUCUACGUGGUUACCGCCGCAAAACCAAUCCGGGGACGGAAGGACAAAUCUUAAUGAUAAAUAUGGAUAUUAAGUUAUGACUAUAGCGUUAUGUACGUUGAAAAAAAUGUAAAUAGUUUUCAUCAAGAAUUUGAUGUUAUAAUGUAUAUAAUAAUGAGAUAUUAGUACAUAUUA